AUGAAUUCCAAUGACGCAAAAGACGAAAAUCAACGUUUGUUGGAGGAACUACUUUCUGCAGAAUCCAGCCAUAUGACAACUAUGGGAGGACAUAGUAAUGUCUUAACUAAUGAAUUCUUGGCUGCUACUGAAUUCGCUCCAUUUUCAAGCACCACUGUCAAAAAUGAAAUGGAAUCUCCAUAUGGUCACGAUAUUCCUGCUAAUAGACACGAAAAAUUGUCGUACAUGAAUGAACAUGGGCUCUCUUACGGCUCUGCUCCGCAGCAUCAGCAUAGUACUAAUAAUAGCAAUAAUAACAAUAAUACUACCACUGCCGGUAAUGGAAUGGCAUCGUUUUUAGAUGAUAUGUUCACUAAUGAAAGCUUCACAAAUCCACCACACAAUACCAAAUCAAUAUCAUACGAUCAAAUAAAUACAGAAGCAUCAAGUUUACUGUCACAAAGCUUCAAUGAACCUUUGCCUCCAGAACUUCUAUUCCAUCCAAAUGAUACAGAAAUUUCAUUCGACGACAUUUCAUCUUCCAUCAGUUCCAGUCUAAAUUCAGAACUAUUAACUCCUUCAAUGGGAUCCUUCAUGUCUCCUUCAAAUUCAGUACUACGAUCAGGCUCUCUAAGAGGUCAAAACAACACUCCGAAAUCAAGACAUCUAUCAGUAACUAAUAUUGAAAGUGCAAGUGCCCCCAAAUCAUCUUUAUCUAAUGAAGAAAGAUUAAGGCGUAAGAGAGAUUUCCAUAAUGCUGUCGAAAGAAGGAGAAGAGAACUAAUAAAACAAAAGAUUAAAGAAUUGGGAUCCCUUGUACCACCAACUUUAUUAUGUUUUAAUGAAAGUGGAAAACAAGUCAAACCAAAUAAAGGAAUAAUACUGAACAAAACUGUAGAAUAUAUUCAGUUCCUGUUGAAUGUUAUGACUGUCCAAGAUGAUAAAAGAUCUAAGUUAAAUGAAAAAAUUGAUGAAUUGGAACGUGGUACUUCACAACACGAAACUUUCGUGAAAAUGGAAUCCAAUUUUAAUGAUAUCCCCGAUGGUACCAGAAUUAUUGAUACAAGAACUUUUGCUCGUAAUGACUAUGCCUUUGAUCAUUUUCUUCAUGGUCAAGCCGAUGACAAACUAAUGUUUAACAACAAUGACGAAACUCCAACUAGUCAUACUCUAGAAUUUGAUACAUGA
Kazachstania africana CBS 2517 is the source of this 1167-nucleotide messenger RNA. It is a transcript of the gene RTG3, whose product is annotated as Rtg3p. The transcript has a single exon. The coding region runs from base 1 to 1167 and encodes 388 amino acids. The record is from RefSeq and is a predicted model, not a curated record. Gene Ontology annotation, molecular function: DNA-binding transcription factor activity, RNA polymerase II-specific; RNA polymerase II cis-regulatory region sequence-specific DNA binding; protein dimerization activity. NCBI's taxonomy places the organism in Eukaryota, Fungi, Ascomycota, Saccharomycetes, Saccharomycetales, Saccharomycetaceae. Gene Ontology annotation, cellular component: nucleus. Gene Ontology annotation, biological process: regulation of transcription by RNA polymerase II.